Messenger RNA from Phanerochaete carnosa HHB-10118-sp, 321 nucleotides. RefSeq lists its product as uncharacterized. The record is from RefSeq and is a predicted model, not a curated record. Lineage: Eukaryota; Fungi; Basidiomycota; Agaricomycetes; Polyporales; Phanerochaetaceae. The transcript has a single exon. The coding region runs from base 114 to 290 and encodes 58 amino acids.
UUACAGCUUGGCCCUUUAAUCAGGCGCCCAUCCUUUCCGACCACUCCUCGUUCAACUCGAAUCUUGAGGUGUCUGGUAGCCUAUUCGAGGUCUCAAAUUUUUAUACGCCCAAAAUGUGGGAGGUUGUGCUCUCGCCGGUUUCUCUGCUAUCUGUUCGGCCUGAGCGCUCUAGUUUCUGUGCUUUCUGUUCGAUCUAUUCGGCGCUCUGCGGAUUCUUCGUCGGCGUGGACUUGCUCCUGCGUAACUUACAUACACUGACCUUGUCCAUCGCACCUCUCUGUCUUCAUUAGUCGGUAUUCCUUGGCAUAAUAACGUCGCCGU